Messenger RNA from Aspergillus nomiae NRRL 13137, 1068 nucleotides. RefSeq lists its product as uncharacterized. The transcript has 2 exons. NCBI's taxonomy places the organism in Eukaryota, Fungi, Ascomycota, Eurotiomycetes, Eurotiales, Aspergillaceae. The coding region runs from base 1 to 1068 and encodes 355 amino acids. The record is from RefSeq and is a predicted model, not a curated record. Gene Ontology annotation, biological process: regulation of cell cycle. Gene Ontology annotation, cellular component: nucleus.
AUGUCACCAAAGCUCCACGUCACUCUUACAACUACCCUUACCCUCGUGGAGCAAUUCCACUUGACCUUGUCGUCACCCUCUGGAGAUUCAACCUCCGCAGAACUCUCAAGCAGAGAUGCACUUCCCCUCCUCUCGGCAUCGUCGACAGCUCUUAAGUCACAAGUCACCAAGCUUUCGCUUUUAGCCGUCACCUCUCCAUUUACGCCCUCCGCCGUCGGCUCCAUCCUCUCUAACCUGAACGAAUCAGUGCUCCCAUCCUUUGUGACAGCAGCUCUACUCAUUACACCGACCGAUCACACCAAAGCAUUUCAGGCCGAGGCUCUAUCACUAACGAAGACGGGGCUGAACGAACUGUCAUCGCUUGUGAAAGAAGUUCAGUCAAUCGCAGAGAGGAAUGAUGAAGUACAGGAUCGCAUGAAGAAGAAGGGAAUCGAACUGUCACAGUCUGAGAAAGACCUCGUUACGGUAGCUACAGGACGGGUCUGGGGUGCUUGCGAUGCCUUGAUUGACCUCGCUUCAAAUGGCGUUGUUGGGUUUGUAAUACGGCGUGUGGAAGAAUGGAGAGAUCUGGUGCGAGAUGCAGUGGAAGAGAUUGACGAAUGGGAUCCUGAUGAAGAAGGGGACGAGUUUUUCGACGAGCUUCUGAGCGACGACGGGAAACAGAGUAUUGGAAAAGGGACUGCUAUUCGGCUGCUCAAACCAGUUGUCCAGAUUUACCCCGCAAUCAUCACGAAUCGCCUGAAGAAGGUUCCUGAAUUCUUGCCUUCCCUUGUUAACCGGCUGGAAUCCCUUAUGACCAACCUCCACCGUAUUCCGGAGCAAGUUGACGAGGUAGCGGGGGCACUAUAUGAAGCGGAUCUAGAACGGUCUAUUCAGUACUUGGAAAGAACAAAGGACUGCGCUGUUGAAGCAGUCAAGUUAGUGGUUUUGCCUUGGACUGAACAGAGUGUGGCCAACAGCCAGCAAAAAGCCGAGGAUAGAUUUACUGACUGGUCGAAGACAUGGCUGAAAGUGAUAGAUGGGGUAAGUAAACCUCUUGAUGACUUCAAGGAAGCGAAGUCACAGUGA